AUGUUGCCGCCUCACUACCACCCCCGUGCCACCAAUUUUGUGGUCGCUGUUGAAGGCCAGACUCAGACAUGGAUGAUUCAAGAGAAUGGUGCUGACCCAGCCACCACGACACUCAACCCAGGACAGCUGACCAUCUUCCCCAGGGGCAGUCUCCACCCCACGUAG
Molecule: messenger RNA, 165 nt
Organism: Colletotrichum costaricense
Lineage: Eukaryota; Fungi; Ascomycota; Sordariomycetes; Glomerellales; Glomerellaceae
Product: spherulin-1A
Exons: 1
Coding region: 1-165 (54 amino acids)
Molecular function (GO): manganese ion binding
Source: RefSeq, a predicted model, not a curated record